CUGCAGCCACUUUCUUUUAGUCUAUUCUUUCACUUCAUUUUCUUCUAUGUUUAUUGAUGGGAUUCAAAAUUAUGGCAGCUCAUGUUUAGCAAGUUUAAACUUCCUUGGAAAUGGGGUCUGCAGAUUUUUGUUCCUUCUCUUCUUCCCUCUAUAAAUUAAAUUGGCUUUGCUUCUGCUGAGCCACAGGCUGUUUCUGGGUUCUGCAGAUUGUCCUUCUUUGACUGAUUCGAAGAAUUAAUGGGUGAUGUCUAUAUUGAAAAUGAAAUAUCUGAAAUGCCUCUCGCAGUUGACACUACCAUUACACGGUUUACAAUUUGCUUGGAGAUUGGCAAUUUCUUGUUGGAGAAGUUCUGUCGUGCACGUUAGAUGUGCUCAUCUUCGAAUUUGUAGGUUCUCAUGGUUGAGCUUCAUUUUUGCAUUUUUCAACCUGGCAUCUCGAAUACAGAAAACAUUGCAAGGUUCAUCUGACGAUAUUGGAUGGUUGCCGCCCGCUCCUGGCAUGCCUGGUGUGGAGGAUGGUACAGCAAGAUUCUUGGAAUUGCUUGCAGGAAUAAGGAAUGGGGAGCACACAUUGCCUAGCUCAUUUGUCUAUCUGCAUAUUCCGGGCCUCUUUAGCAAUCACGGCCCCUUAUACUUUGUUGGAACAAAGAAAUUCUUUUCGAAGAUGGGUCUAGCUUGCCAUAUUGCAAAAAUUCACAGUGAGGUAAUGAAAUUCUUGGGUUGA
Molecule: messenger RNA, 724 nt
Organism: Prunus avium (sweet cherry)
Lineage: Eukaryota; Viridiplantae; Streptophyta; Magnoliopsida; Rosales; Rosaceae
Source: RefSeq, a predicted model, not a curated record